Molecule: messenger RNA, 696 nt
Organism: Helobdella robusta
Lineage: Eukaryota; Metazoa; Annelida; Clitellata; Rhynchobdellida; Glossiphoniidae
Exons: 4
Coding region: 1-696 (231 amino acids)
Cellular component (GO): nucleus
Molecular function (GO): DNA binding
Source: RefSeq, a predicted model, not a curated record
AUGGAGAUCCUUUUGUCAAAUUCGAACCCGGCCAAUGCAUGCAUCGCAAAACAGCCCCCGACGACCUUAAACACUAGGCCAUCACGCCGUCAAAUGAUAAAUGCGGUCAGGCAGUGGGAAGCGGGAGUACCGAGUAAGAAUAAAACGUUGAAAAGACAAAAAACGGAUUUUGAAGAGAUCAAUUUUAAAUUGUUUGAAUGGUUUUCUGAAGCUCGGUCAAAGAAUCUGCCAUGUGGUUUUGGAAUAGGAGAAAAUAUAGAUACAGAUGUGCAGCUGAUUGAAGCUGAUCCUACCAUAACCAGCCUUUUGGGUUCUGUUACUUGGGAGAAUUUUGUAACUAUGGAUAACAAUGAUGACUCAAUCCAUAGCCCACAAAGUUCUGAAAAUCAUGAACAAUUUGAAGUCCAAGAUGAUGAAGAGGAAGAAGAGGCUCCAGUCCAAGAAGUUUCUACAAAGAUGGCAUUACAAUGUGUCAGGAAGCUAAUUUCCUAUUCGAUACAUAUGGGCAAUAGAGAAUUGUUACAAUUUUCUGAGAACAUUGAAAAUAUUUUAGAAAUUGAAUUUAUAUCAAAAAAGAUUUUGAUGUUGAGUCUUGAGGAGAGGACAGUUAAGAGGAGAGGACAGUUUGGACAUUCUCCAAUGGUGUCCUCUCUAGAGGACUUUUACUGUACAAUGAAGAACAAACCAAUUAAAUAA